Messenger RNA from Sorex fumeus (smoky shrew), 3914 nucleotides. It is a transcript of the gene DDAH1, whose product is annotated as dimethylarginine dimethylaminohydrolase 1. The record is from RefSeq and is a predicted model, not a curated record. Gene Ontology annotation, molecular function: dimethylargininase activity; amino acid binding. The transcript has 6 exons. Gene Ontology annotation, biological process: arginine metabolic process; positive regulation of nitric oxide biosynthetic process. The coding region runs from base 10 to 978 and encodes 322 amino acids. NCBI's taxonomy places the organism in Eukaryota, Metazoa, Chordata, Mammalia, Eulipotyphla, Soricidae.
GCUCUGGGCAUGCUCAGUCGCGCGGGCAGGGCUCCGGGCGCGAGCCGGGCUCCCGCCGCACCGCAUUCCCCCGCUGCCCAGGCGAGGCGCCGGCCGCUGCCCGCCCAGGACCCCCGAGCCAUGGCCUCACUGGGUCAGCCCGCCGUCUUCGGCCGGGUCACGCACGCCGUGGUGCGCUCGCCGCCCGAGUCCCUGUGCCGGCACGCGCUGCGGAGCACGCCGGGCAGCGAGGUGGACUUCGCCCGCGCCGAGCGGCAGCACCAGCUGUACGUGGGCGUGCUGGGCAGCAAGCUGGGGCUGCAGGUGAUGGAGCUGCCAGCCGACGAGAGCCUCCCGGACUGCGCUUUCGUGGAGGACGUGGCCGUCGUGUGCGAGGAGACGGCCCUGCUCACCCGGCCCGGGGCGCCGAGCCGCAGGAAGGAGGUUGACAUGAUGAAAGAAGCAUUAGAAAAACUUCAGCUCAAUAUAGUAGAAAUGAAAGAUGAAAAUGCAACCCUAGAUGGGGGAGAUGUCUUAUUCACAGGCAGAGAAUUUUUUGUGGGACUUUCCAAAAGGACAAAUCAACGAGGUGCUGAAAUCUUGGCUGAUACCUUUAAGGACUAUGCUGUUUCCACAGUCCCGGUAAUUGAUGCUUUGCACUUGAAGAGUUUCUGCAGCAUGGCUGGGCCUAACCUAAUUGCAAUUGGAUCCAGUGAAUCUGCACAAAAGGCUCUCAAGAUUAUGCAACAGAUGAGUGACCACCGCUACGACAAACUCACUGUGCCUGAUGACAUGGCUGCAAACUGUAUAUAUUUAAACAUCCCCAGCAAAGGCCAUGUCCUGCUGCACCGAACCCCAGAGGAGUAUCCAGAAAGUGCAAAGGUUUAUGAAAAGCUGAAGGACCAUAUGCUCAUCCCCGUGAGCAAUUCUGAACUUGAAAAGGUGGAUGGGCUGCUCACAUGCAGCUCGAUUUUAAUUAACAAGAAAGUAGACUCCUGAGCUGCGGUCCCUCCAUUGUAACUGGCGGGUCUGCACUUACUGGGUCAAUAACUAUCCACUCCUGUUGUUUUCGUUGACAAUCUACUGUGCCACUGUGCUACUAACUGGUUUACAAGUUUCAUUCUCUAUUUAAUUCCUUCCUUCUACACCUCCCCUUCCUCCCCUGGAGGUGGUACCUAAGCUGUGGGUGUGCUAUAGGAAUUCAGCAAUGUAGAUAAUAGAAAGCUUAAACGAAUUAUUGAAAUGUGAUUAAUAAUAGUAAGGAAACACUGGUUUUCAUGACUGUCUUAACAAUGUGAAGAUUCUUUAGUUGCCAGACUGUUCCAAAAUGUCUUCUUGAUCAGUCAGAUAGACUAGGGCUUCUUUCUCUGUUUCAUCAUUGGUUCCUGGGAAACUUCUUGACCCAUGAUCGUCACUCAUUCCCUCUUGUUUUCUUCUGAAGUCUGAAAAGUUUCUUCUGCUCCUUUUCUUUUGCCGUCUCUACUUCUAUUGAGUCACCUUAAUCUUGGGUAAAACCAGGGUCUUGCCUUGUGGACCCCUUCCCGUGUGAAGGGGUUCGUUAUCAGUCCCCUGUGCCUCAAAGAAAUAUCUUCACCACCACCCUCACUCUUCCUCAGAGGGACAAAUAGCCCCUCAGAAGAACCAUGACUAAAAUCAGAGCAGCAUUUGAGUGGAGAGUUGACUACAUAGAGGCACAUCUUGAUGAGUUUCAUCCCGAGAUCUAAAUUUCAGAAGAGAUAGGAUACCACCUCUGGAAUGGCAAGAUAAUUGUACCAUGAACCAAGAAGCUUGAAGCUAUCCCUGGGAUACACCUUCUUAGACUUUGUCACAUUUCAAGAGCUUUUGCUUCAUUGCCGGUGAAGUUUAUUCCUUCAAUACCAUUCCUAUAUAGAACUUUGAGAACAUUCUGGGUUUUUUUUCUUCAUCUCAUUUCUAUUCUUCUCUUAUUCCCGCAUUAUGAUUCACACUGUUUCCAUCUUCUAUCCGCUGCAGUUAUCCUGGUCUAGCAAAGUUAUUUAUUUCAAAGGAUACAUUCCAUGUCAAGAAUGAUUAUUGAUGGCCUAAUAUGAGUCAGAUGGAGCGUGUUCAAGAAGUGAUUGACUUGGGGCCUGAAACCAACUGCAGACAAUGGGCAGUUCUGCUUUGAAAUGUCCAUGAAUAUUUACUGUGAAAUUCAAUGAAACCUGAUUUUCCCUCUCCAGUCUUCACAUUCCAAAACCCUUAAACCAACACAGGCCCCUUACAAAGAAGAAUGAUGCUGUGAAGGAAGUGAUCAUUGUUUUUGACUUGAACUAGAAAGAAUCAGCUUUUUAACAUGAAAUGGUACUUUCCAAGGGAUGAUAACUGAUCCAGACAUGUUAUCAAACUUUCUAGUCAUCCCCACCUUUCCUGUGUUGCCUGCAGCUGGUUAAGAUUGAGAGUUAAGGUGAUUAAGAAAUACUCCAUCAAGACUAGCUCUGCAACCAUGUGUGUUCUAAUCAGGCAUUCCUUGUUUGGGGACCAGGAGAAUGUUACCUUCAUUCAUUUCAGCUCCCCCUUUAGCAGAUGGAAGUGAUAAAUUACUGUGAAUGCCAGGAUAUCUUUAACCACUAUCUUUUUCGUUUAUUUAAUGAUCUAUGCCAGAAGUAAAAGAAAUUCUUUUUCCCUUUUGCUUCACUUUAAAAUUUAUAUGACAUGCAACUAUCUCAUUAUAUGCAUCCUGUGAAUGAACAUAAGGUCCAGGUCACUGUUAUAUUUCAAACUAUCCCAUUAUUUCAUCUUGACUGAAAUAAUAUGUUUCUAGCAGAGAGAGAAUUAAUGCUACCCAUAUGACCAAGAUAAUAAAGAAAAAUUGUCCUCAGCAGUUACUGCCUUUUGUGUUAAAUCUAGCCCUAUGCUAACAAAAACAAAAAUUCUCCCUCUGUGAGUUUAAUAUCUCAAAAAUAACCAUGAGAAAAUUAACACAACCAGCUAGUUUUGGCUUAAUAGUAAGAUUAACUGGCAUAUAAUUCCCAAAACCUUUAGUUCUGUCAUCCUAAAUUAAAGAACCAGUAUCUAUUUUGCUUAGUUAAUUGCAAGUAAAUAUAUUUUUCUUUUGAUCAAUCUGUUCUACAGAAGAGUGGUAUUAUUGUUUUCGCUUUUUCCCUUCUUUCCUCUUUCCUUUUAUCUCAAGAAAUCAAUAGAAUCUGUGUGCCUCUUAUGCAAGGCUCUUAUUCUGCACUGCUCCAUCACGUAAGACUAACUUCUUUCUACUUCCUGUCUGGAAGUAGAAAAGUCAGAAAUAUUUGCAGCCCUGUGGUAUUACUACUUCCUCGAUGUUCUCAUCUGCAUCAUUUAUCAUGAAAGAGAAAGAUAACACAUAGAUUCCCCUCUUGUCUAUUAAAAGUUAUAAGAGUAGCUAAUCUAACAGAAAGUGCUUUGUGGUGUUAUAAAAGACAUUAGAAAUUCUAUUUAAAUAAAAAUUAAAUAAUAAUUACUUGAUCACAGAUUCAAUAGAAUAAGGAAAGGCAAUAUAGAGAAAAUACAUUAUAUUACAUUAUUCUUCAAUUAUGAUAAAUUGCUAUAGAAAUCAGCAGACAGAUCUGAUUGUGUAUUGUUUGUUCUUUUAAGUUACUGUGAAGAGAUUACUGCAGUCAUCUCUUUAUCUCUAAGGGGGAAAUAGUCUGUAGAUGAGUAAUGUGACUUACAUAGAGUUGCAUGUUAGUCUUUGUAAUUACUUACUCUUCAACAUUCUACAGAACUCAGACAUGAUUUCAACAUGGUGUUAAAGUUGUGCAUCUUGUUUUCCUGGCCAUCUUCUUCCAGCCAGUGUGUGGUUGCCUAUUCUGUGUGCCAAAACCAGAAAUGCCUUUAUGGCCCCUUUAGUCCAGAGAAGUUCUGCACUGAUUUUAGUCUCAUUCUUUCCUAAUCCUACAAAUAUACCAAUCACAAUGGAAUAAAGUGUGAAUUGUAUCAAA